Molecule: messenger RNA, 716 nt
Organism: Neltuma alba
Lineage: Eukaryota; Viridiplantae; Streptophyta; Magnoliopsida; Fabales; Fabaceae
Product: protein ENHANCED DISEASE RESISTANCE 2-like
Exons: 5
Source: RefSeq, a predicted model, not a curated record
GUUGCAUCAGAAAAGGGACUUUUCUCUAUCGUCAUCAAUCUUCAGGUGCCUGGGUCAACACACUACAGUAUGGUAUUCUAUUUUGUGACAAAAGAGUUAGUUUCUGGAUCCCUCUUGCAACGUUUUGUUGAUGGUGAUGAUGAAUUCCGAAAUAGCAGAUUCAAACUCAUACCAUCAGUCCCAAAGGGCUCAUGGAUUGUGCGACAAAGUGUUGGGAGUACACCUUGUUUACUUGGAAAGGCAGUUGAUAUCAACUAUAUUCGUGGCCCCAAGUAUUUAGAAAUUGAUGUUGAUAUUGGAUCUUCUACUGUUGCUAAUGGAGUUUUGGGGCUUGUAGUUGUGUGUAAUUACAACAUUGGUGGUCGACAUGGCAUUUCUUGUACAGGCAAAUACCACAGAUGAAUUGCCGGAGCGGCUUAUCGGUGCUGUUCGUAUUUCGCAUUUGAUGCUCUCAUCUGCCAUUGUUCCCAAACUGGAUUCUGAUCAUGAGUGACCACAAUUUUAUUAUUCUCAGGAAAUAAUUUGUUUGUACUCUGUAAGGUGCAUCUAUACCGUUUCAAUUCAAUUUUUUUACUGGGAUGUAGCUCCAGUGUUCCCUUAUUGGGUUUUCACAUGGGAUAGAAAGAGGAAUGCUUUCCCCCUUUUGUUGUUCAUGUAAGUUGUAAGCUUUUUGAAACGCCGGAUUAUCUCAAUAUCUUGUUAUUUUGUGAACUCGU